This is a messenger RNA of Morchella sextelata, 255 nucleotides long. RefSeq lists its product as uncharacterized. The transcript has a single exon. NCBI's taxonomy places the organism in Eukaryota, Fungi, Ascomycota, Pezizomycetes, Pezizales, Morchellaceae. The record is from RefSeq and is a predicted model, not a curated record. The coding region runs from base 1 to 255 and encodes 84 amino acids.
AUGAAAACAGUAUCGAGAUCGACUAGAGGAAUUGAAUUGCGAGUAUCGUCGCUGAUUACAGUAAAAGCAACGGAAUUAUAUAUCUGGCGACUGUUCGCGCAGAAACACUUUGCCGCAGAGGAACUGGUGGUCACGCGACAAUUCGGGCGCUGUGAUAGCGACGUCCUACCUGUGAUCUACGCUAAACUCUUCCUUCACCCGCUUGUUAUCAAAUUGGAGAUGAAGACGGAGUACGGAGUGUUCACACAAGCUUAA